Lobosporangium transversale is the source of this 1452-nucleotide messenger RNA. RefSeq lists its product as hypothetical. Gene Ontology annotation, molecular function: ditrans,polycis-polyprenyl diphosphate synthase [(2E,6E)-farnesyl diphosphate specific] activity. The transcript is spliced from 5 exons. NCBI's taxonomy places the organism in Eukaryota, Fungi, Mortierellomycota, Mortierellomycetes, Mortierellales, Mortierellaceae. Gene Ontology annotation, cellular component: dehydrodolichyl diphosphate synthase complex; endoplasmic reticulum membrane. The record is from RefSeq and is a predicted model, not a curated record. The coding region runs from base 163 to 1443 and encodes 426 amino acids.
CCUUGACUUUAUUUGCAUUUGCUUUUUUUAAACGAUUCAUCCUUUCGGUCCCAUCAGCUCUCUUCCUCCCUUUUCUUUUUCUCUUUCUCCUCUCUUCUUUCAUUUCUGUCAUUUGUCACAUUUCUUUGUCAAUUACCAAAUUUCAAUUCUAUUUCAUUCAAGAUGUCUUCACAAGUCUAUGCACCAACACCCUUGCGGCAACGACAGGCCUCAUCCGCGGGCGACGAUGUGUCCAGGAAGACUACAAGGCAAUACAAGACAAAGGCACCUGAAGAGCUCAUAAAAGAGCACCCUGCUAUCAAGCCAAUGGUGCCGCUAACCUCUUCAACCGAGACGACCAAAGUCACUUCUGCUUAUUCUUCUACCUCCAAAGCAUUGACCAUUGUAAAACCAUCCUUGGCGAGCCGACUGGUGAGUCUAUUGAUGAAACCAGUCUACUUUUUACCCUUUGCAGUCUUUCACGUUGGCUUGGAGCUUCUGCUCAGUGCCAAGACCAUGAAGACAUAUUUUCAAGUGUUUUUCAUGCCUUUUCAAUUCCCUGCGGCUCCUGAGGUGGCCCGAGUGCUGAGGAAGGAUUUGGGCACGGACUUGGCUAAAAAGCCAAAACAUUUAGCCGUGAUCUUGCCCCAAGACUCGACCACGACCUCUGAAGAACAAGAGGAAGAAUGGCAUGCCGAGGUUGCGCAAUUGGUUCAAUGGUCUCUGGCUUGCGAUAUCGAGUGCCUAUCAAUCAUGAGGACUGAUCCGCUACCAAAGCAAUGGCUGAACCUGUUGCAAGAGCGUAUUGAUGAUUCAUUGGAAGACUUUUUUAGAGAAGAAAAGACUAUUCCUGUAGCUCGUGUCAGAACCUUGAACCGUGUCGAAGAUAACCUCAAAAUCGCAAUAGAAUAUAGGGACGCUGCCAAAGUAGAAACACAAGAAGAAAGACAAAUAAGGCUUCAUGGACGCACUGUCGAUUUGGAUGUGGUGAUUCUUGCAGAGAACGAUGGACAUGAUCGACUUGCUUCUAGUGUGAGAGUUUUGGGCGAGGCAGCUCUUCAGAAAGAAAUCCAGAGCAAGGACAUCACAGCGGAAUUUAUGGACCAGCAACUAUCUGCUGAUCUUUCCGAACCAGAUCUGUUGAUCAUCUACAAGGAUGAGUUAGAUCUGAGCAGCUACCCCCCUGGCAUAUUCGUCUCACAGAAAUAUUCCAUCACCCGGAUCAGGCCGUUAUCCCACACUAUACCCUGUUCUUGCAGGCGUUGCAUCGUUUUGCCAAGUGCGAGCAACGUUAUGGAAAGUAAACAGAAUGGGGAUUGUUUGACUAGCCUACGGAAGGAGAGGGGGUUAAGAUUUGCUGCAAGCGAGCAUAUCUUUACUAGUAUAUAUACAAUACUUUAUAGACGUUUUCUUUUUGACAAUAUUUACAUCUAUUAUAUUUAUUAUUACUGUUAUCAUUUCUAAUAUUAUAUC